AUGGGGAAGAACGGGCAAGGGGCGGAGCACCACGGGAGCGAGUUCACCGCCAAGGACUACACGGAUCCGCCGCCGGUGCCCCUCGUUGACGUCGAGGAGCUGGGGAAGUGGUCCUUCUAUCGGGCCCUCAUCGCCGAGUUCAUUGCGACGCUCCUCUUCCUCUACGUCACCGUCGCCACCGUCAUCGGCCACAAGGCGUCCACCGACCCGAACAAGGUCUCCACCGAGGUGGUGAGCUGCGGCGGCGUCGGCAUCCUCGGCAUCGCCUGGGCCUUCGGUGGCAUGAUCUUCAUCCUCGUCUACUGCACCGCCGGCAUCUCCGGUAACUAUUAAGCCCGCCAAUCAUCUCUACGAUCCAUGCUGUGACAUUCUCUCCGCUCCCUCUCUCUCUUUCCAACACUCUCUCCCUCCCCGGCACCGGCGCUGAGUUCAUUCACUUGUGUGUUCCGGCGAGCGCAGGCGGGCACAUCAACCCGGCGGUCACCUUCGGGCUGUUCCUCGCGAGGAAGGUGUCGCUGGUGCGGGCGGUGCUCUACAUGGGGGCACAGAGCCUGGGAGCCAUCUGUGGGGUGGCCCUCGUCAAGAGCUUCCAGAAGGCCUAUUUCAACCGUUACGGGGGCGGUGCGAACUCGCUCGCCGAGGGCUACUCCAGGGGGACGGGUCUGGCGGCGGAGAUCAUCGGCACCUUCGUCCUCGUCUACACCGUCUUCUCCGCGACAGACCCCAAGCGCAAUGCCCGGGACUCCCACGUCCCUGUAAGAUCUUCGCCACCCUUCUCUGCUAUAUUCUACUGACUGAUCCGUCGACGGUUCAGGGUUCUUCCUCUUUUCUUCUGUGGAGUGGAGUUGGUUGAUAAUGGUGGUGACUUUUGGUCUAGGUUUUGGCCCCCCUGCCCAUUGGGUUCGCCGUCUUCAUGGUGCACCUCGCCACCAUCCCCAUCACCGGCACUGGCAUCAACCCGGCCAGGAGCCUCGGCUCCGCCGUCGUCUUCAACCAGGAGAGGAUCUGGAACGAUCAGGUGCGUUGCAGAUGAUUCAGAUUACUCGAGAACUGCGUAGCCACGAAGAUUUCCGGCGGAGCCGUCCUCUGUUCUCUUAUGAUAUCUGCUUCUGAAUAUCCACUCCCCUUGGACGCAGUGGAUCUUUUGGGUGGGGCCGUUCAUAGGCGCCGCCAUCGCCGCCGGCUAUCACCAGUACAUCCUCCGGGCGGGGGCCGUCAAGGCGCUGGGGUCCUUCCGGAGUGGAUCCCACGUCUGA
This is a messenger RNA of Spirodela intermedia, 1256 nucleotides long. The record is from the annotation of a GenBank genome assembly. NCBI's taxonomy places the organism in Eukaryota, Viridiplantae, Streptophyta, Magnoliopsida, Alismatales, Araceae.